Manihot esculenta (cassava) is the source of this 2042-nucleotide messenger RNA. RefSeq names its product equilibrative nucleotide transporter 3. Gene Ontology annotation, cellular component: plasma membrane. Bases 266 to 1561 code for a protein of 431 amino acids. Gene Ontology annotation, biological process: nucleoside transmembrane transport. Gene Ontology annotation, molecular function: nucleoside transmembrane transporter activity. The transcript is spliced from 10 exons. The record is from RefSeq and is a predicted model, not a curated record. Lineage: Eukaryota; Viridiplantae; Streptophyta; Magnoliopsida; Malpighiales; Euphorbiaceae.
CUAAUAAUUGAAUUCACAUUAUAAUAAUAAUGAACAUAUUGUAUCUGAAAUUAUGCCAAAGGGACAAGACCCAGUAUUACAAACACUUGUGUGAGACUAAGUUUCUCAAAACCACCAAAGGAAAAAGGCUUGAUUUCAUAACCUUUUUUCUGGGGUCGUGCUCACUUGGCUUAUAAAUCUAAUCCACAUAAUUACAUUUCAUGCUUUUGCAGCGUUUUCUUGUGAGUUAUAACCAGUUGUAGGAGCUGUUUGAAAGCAAGCAAUCAUGUCAACUUUUGAUGGAAACAUGGCUCCUGAUAAGCUUGAGGGAAAACAUGCUGCUAUGUUAGUAUGCUGGAUUCUCGGAAGUGGGUCCCUCUUGACCUGGAACAGUAUGCUCACAAUUGAGGAUUAUUACGGCUUCCUUUUCCCACAAUACCACCCCUCAAGGGUCCUUUCCCUUGUGUACCAGCCAUUUGCAAUUGGAACACUUGCAGUGCUGACAUACAAUGAGGCGAAAAUCAAUACUAGGAAAAGGAACCUCUUUGGAUAUGUGCUACUUUCAAUUGGUUCUCUAUUGGUUUUAGUUCUGGAUGUAGCAACCUCAGGAAAAGGAGGCCUUGGGACGUUCACUGGAAUUUCUGCCAUUACUGGUAUGUUCGGUUUUGCAGAUGCUUUUGUACAAGGUGGAAUGAUUGGAGACCUAUCCUUCAUGCAAGCUGAAUUUCUUCAGUCCUUCCUUGCUGGUUUGGCAACAUCAGGGACUCUAACCUCUGCUUUAAGGCUGAUUACAAAAGCAGCAUUUGAGAAUUCUAGGGAUGGUCUUCGCAAAGGAGCUAUUCUAUUUUUUGCAAUUUCUGCAUUUUUCGAGCUUCUUUGUGUUAUUCUCUAUGCAUAUAUCUUCCCAAAAGUACCCAUGGUGAAAUACUAUCGAUCAAAGGCAGCUUUAGAAGGAUCCAAAACUGUUUUAGAUGAUCUUGUUGCUGGCGGCAUCCAAACAUUACUCCCAGUAGAAACAGAAGAAGAUACAAAACAGCAGGACCGGCUGAGCAGCAGAGAACUUUUGAUACAGAAUAUUGACUAUGAAAUUGAUUUGUUUCUGGUUUAUGUGCUUACCUUAUCUAUUUUCCCUGGAUUCUUAUCUGAAGAUGCUGGAUCACAUAGUUCGGGUGGAUGGUAUAGCCUAGUUCUGAUAACAAUGUUUAAUGUGGGAGAUCUUGUUGGAAGAUACAUUCCACUUCUGCAAUUGUUGAAGCUGGAGUCACGAAAGGGUCUCAUGAUAGCUGUUCUUUCUCGAUUUUUACUUAUCCCAGCAUUCUAUUUUACUGUCAAGUAUGGGGACCAGGGGUGGAUGAUAAUAUUAACGUCCUUCUUGGGGUUAACCAAUGGUUAUCUCACUGUCUGUGUGGUUACUUCUGCUCCAGAAGGUUACAAGGGACCAGAGCAAAAUGCCUUGGGAAAUUUGCUCGUCUUUUUUCUCUUUGGUGGUAUAUUUGCUGGCGCUGCGCUUGACUGGCUGUGGCUGAUAGGCAAAGGAUGGGGUGUGAAGUUGAUAAAGCUGUUGCCUUAUCUGGUUGUGUAGCUGAUUGCUGAGCGUCGAAGUGAUGUUUAUUUCUGAAAGAAGGGUCAGGAUAUUGUACUCAUAGGCAUGCAACCAUAUAUAUAUAUUCAAUUCAGUAUCCGUAUGUGUUCUGUGAGAUUCUGCAUCAGUGUGCUUAAUUAUAAUUAAAAAUCUUAAUGGCCUUUUGACUCACUUGCCUGGUUUUCUUGCCUGUUAUUUGCCAAUAUGCCUCUAAAGUAGAUGCAGUCUAUUUCCCCAAGGACGAGGACUUGGUCUUGGCAAGCUUGGACCAGACCAAAAGAGUAAAUCCUGCUUCUCAUGUUGGUUUGAUGGUUGAAGGCACACUCCAAAAAUCUAGAGCAGAUGUGGGAUUACAGAUAGGCCUUCUUUUGUCAUACUGGCAAACCUCUCUUAUGCCUCCUAAAUUAAGGCCGAAUUAAUUGAUUUUAACUCGAAACGUGUUUCCUAUACAAUCAAUGGAACCUUUUUGGCUUUUGGAUUA